This is a messenger RNA of Dentiscutata heterogama, 346 nucleotides long. The record is from the annotation of a GenBank genome assembly. NCBI's taxonomy places the organism in Eukaryota, Fungi, Glomeromycota, Glomeromycetes, Diversisporales, Gigasporaceae.
UACUGCCAAUGGAUUGGAUCAUCUGGGUUUUGAGCUAGUACCUAGAGAUAAUACUACUACCAACCUCGUAAAACGAAACUCUGGAGAUAUUACAUUUUAUGAUGUAGGCCUUGGCGCAUGUGGUAAAACUAAUUCGAACAGUGAUAAGAUUUGUGCAUUGUCACGUGAUCUGUUCGGUUCUUCACCUGGUGGCAAUUCAAACAAGAAUAAAAACUGCGGUAGAAAACUUAAAAUAACUUGUGGUAAGAAAUCAGUCACAGUCACGGUUGUGGAUCUAUGUGAAGGAUGUUCUGCAGAAGAUGUUGAUUUAAGCCCGUCAGCAUUUAAUAAACUCGCCAAACCUUCG